This is a messenger RNA of Ceutorhynchus assimilis (cabbage seed weevil), 11198 nucleotides long. The record is from the annotation of a GenBank genome assembly. NCBI's taxonomy places the organism in Eukaryota, Metazoa, Arthropoda, Insecta, Coleoptera, Curculionidae.
AUGGUAAACUUUACAAAUGAAGAAUAUAAUAAACUUCUGGAGGCAAUAAACCAGUCAGCAAGCAAAACUAGUACUGAAAUUAGGGAAUAUAUAAAGAGUGAACAUGAAAAACUGUUCGAUUCCUUAAAUGAACAACAGAAGAACAUACAGGUAUUACAGAACCGUUGUGCUAGUUUGGAGAAUCAAGUGUUAGUUCUUGAAAGAAGAUUGAGAAAGAAUAAUAUUAUUAUUUAUGGAUUAGAAAUACCAAAAGAAAAUGAAAACUUGGUCACAAAAGUCAGUACUUUUUUUAAAAACGUUCUCAACGUAGACACACAGGAAAACGACUUCAAUAAUGUGUUUGCACUAAGUAAGAACACUGAGCAAAACAGUAAGUCCUAUCCGAUCAAGGUGGAAUUUGAUCUUUGUGUGCAGGAUAGGCAGGAACAUAAGAUUUUGCAACAGCAUUUAAAGUUGGCAAGAGGAAAAAAUCAAAAUGCGAAAAUUGUAAGAGGCAAUCGUUUAGUGAUAAACGGAGAUAUAUAUACAGCUAAGGACUUGCAAGAAAUUGAGGAAGAUGCUUCGGCUGAGCAGAAGUCCAAUAGUGUACCUAAUACGCCCUCCAUACCUUUGGAUGCCGUCAAUAAAUUUUUUGAAGAAAACUAUCAGGAAGUAAAAGAAACAAUAGUUGGACAAAAACAGGAAAUACUAAGAAAUACUACACAAGAAGUUAAGAAGAGGGAUAGGGACAGUAUUGGCCGAGAGCAAAGCUCAAAGGACUUAAAAAAACUUAAGGAUAAUUUUGACAGGCUCAUUAGAUGGUUUGUUAACUUUGACCCAGUGCUAAAUAAAAAUGAAGGCGUCUUGUCGCCUCCGCUUAAACUGUUUGUUGGAGGUCUCUCGUGGGAAACGACCCAGGACAAUUUACAAAGAUAUUUUUCACGUUAUGGCGAGGUCAUCGAUUGUGUUGUUAUGAAAAAUGCAGAAUCGGGCAGGUCCAGAGGUUUCGGCUUUGUCACGUUUGCAGAUCCAGCUAACGUCAAUAUGGUGUUGCAAAACGGACCUCACACACUUGACGGAAGAACCAUUGAUCCAAAACCUUGUAACCCAAGGACUCUACAAAAACCCAAAAAAGGUGGUGGCUACCCAAAAGUUUUCUUGGGUGGUUUGCCUUCCAAUGUUACUGAAACCGAUUUGAGAUCUUUCUUUACUAGAUUCGGGAAGGUUAUGGAGGUGGUUAUUAUGUAUGACCAAGAAAAGAAAAAAUCCCGCGGUUUUGGCUUUUUAUCAUUCGAAGACGAAGAUUCAGUUGACAGAUGUGUGUCUGAGCAUUUUGUAAACCUAAAUGGCAAACAGGUCGAAAUCAAAAAAGCUGAACCCAGAGACGGCUCCGGCGGUAACAAAAUGGGCGGCAACGACGGCAACUCCGCAUGGGGACCGCCCCAAGCCCCCAUGGGCAUGAUGCAGGGCCCCAACGGGCAAAUGGGCGGCCCGCCGAUGAACAUGGGCGCCCCGAUGGGUCCGAAUAUGAACCAAGGCUACUUGGGCUGGGGCACGUCGCCUCAGCAGCAGUACAACGCGGGGUACGGCACUCCUUCCGGACCUGGAUCUUAUCAGGGCUGGGGCGCUCCACCGGCUCCUCAAGGCCCGCCGCCGCAGUGGGGCAACAGCUACGGAGGUCCGCCCACUCAGCAAGGCUACGGAUCUUACGGAGUUACAGAGAACAAAAAACAAGAAGAUUGGUUCUUAGAAAAUUUGCAGCAAAUAAAGAGCAUCUUGGACACAAAACACAAUGCGUUUCAAUUAGUCCAAAACAAUCCCAACAAUAUUAACAUACAAAGAAAAUAUGAAGAUGUGAAACAGUCAAUUCAAAAAGAGAUUAGGCAAAUUAAAAACAAGUGGUGGACUGACAAGGCAAAACAAAUCCAAGGAUAUGCUGAUCAGCACGAACAAAAAAACUUCUUUGAUUAUGUCAAGAAAGUCUACUGUGUUAGGCACCGAAAAGCUUCCCCACUUAAGGAUGAUAAUGGCAACUUAAUAAAAGAUAAAUGGAAAAAACAUUAUACAGCCGUUCUAAAACAACACUCUACAACUGAUGACACAGCCAUUAACUUAAUACCGCAGUAUAGACAUGAAGAAAUUCAAAAAGCAAUUAACAGCCUAAAAAACAAUAAAGCUUCAGGCUACGUGGCUAGCGACGUUUACUCGCGAGGCGGUCAAUCAGCCGGAGGUACGCCGUCGGGUCCGCCCGGAACCGCACCCAACGCCGGUACCACUUCCAAGCCAGGCUCAGACUACGGUCCCGCUUCGUACGGAUCGGCCUACGGCUCGUAUUCAGACUAUUCGGCCAGAUCCACCGCUCCUUAUGGCGCUGCCGAUUCGACCGGAGGCUACUCGAGCCAACCCCCGCAAGGUGCGGCAAAGCAUUUCGCUGAUUUUAAGGAGUGGCCGGCGUCAUGACAACCUAUUGAUGGUCCUCCUCAUCAGGGUGCCGCUCCACAUCAGACGGUACCCGGCGCCGCUGGUAUGGCCGUCAGGACCGUUUCAGCGGCCGUUGUCGAGCUAUCUCACUGACUGCAAAAUGUCGUGGUUAAACACAAUUAAAUCCGGAGAAAAUUUGAAAUUAAAAGCGUCAUCUUUUAAAAUAUCAUAAAUUUAUACACUUUUUAUUUUGGAAACUGGUUCUUGGUCCAAAUAUAAACAUAACUAUUUUGUGACCUAAUAUUACAGAUAGAUGAAAUUAAAAACUAAAAUAGGGGGUUGACAACAUCUUACCACUACAAUAUCAAAUUUAGUCCUGUGAAUAUUUUUUUCUUUUUCUAACACUGGUAUUAGGUUUGCAAACACUGUCCAGAUUACAAACAUAUAAGAUCUGUUCGUGUCAGUGAGAAAUAAAUUGUGGUUCUCCUAAUUGAAAAUUUAAUUCUUUAAUCCUGUCAACAUAACAAAGAGUAUGAUAUGAUUACGUACUAAGUACUUAUUUGACUCUGUGCCAGUUUCCAUAAGAAAGGUGUACUCGUUUGAAAAAUGACACUGAAACUAAUUUCCGGGUUUUGUUUAGUCCACCACUUCUUAGAGUAAUUUUGCCACUCAUUGAGUCAGCUCUACAACAUAACACCCAUAUUACUAACAAGAGAAUAAACCAGUAAGUUUUUCUCAAACAAAAAUAUUUAAUCAGAAUUUAGGGGUAUUAGUGUUGUUGUGUAACAUUAUAAUUAAUUGGUAUAAGUAAGUAAGAAAACAAAUGCUAUCUAUAUUAACGACGGCGGACAAAAGAAUUAAAAUACACACGCCGGGUCACGUGGUCCACACACACACAAACACGAGAGCAAGCUUUCUAAGGCGACUGUCGGACAGACAAAAGUGGCGCCCCCUUAUCCAUUUACUGCCGCGUUGACUAUUUUUAAGUAUUAUUAGAUGUCUGACUAUUUAAAUCUUGUAGCAUUGUCACCUUUAAAUCCUACUUAGAAAGACAAAAUAAGAACUAGAACAUUAAAGGAAGAAUAAUAUUUACUCUGGUACAAGACUAGUGUAAACAAAAAAAAAUAUUAAUUCACUGAAAACAUUGGGGGUCUUUAUGGCAAAAUGUUACAACAUUUAAAGCACGUCUCGUACAGUUCACAAAAAGAAAACGUACCUAACUUGUUAAAGUAAUUUUUAUAAGUACUAAUAAUUAUAUUUAAUGAUUUAGACAGAGAGAAAUAUUUAAAAAAAAAAACAAAUCGAAAAUACCUCAUAUCUUAUUGACUAUUUAAUUAUUAUUAUUAUUAAAUGUUUAACGGUAAUAUAAGAUAUGUGUUGUUGAAUGGCCUUAUACGAAUUUGUCUAAGAUAAUAAGUUUUCUUGGACAAAUAUGCGUAUAUUUCUAUCAAUGACUGAUUUAAUGAAAUAUUUUUUUAGUUCCAAUACUGAAACAAAUAAGUAACAUUCUUGUUUGGAAACUGAAAAACAUUUUUUCUUAAAUCAGCAUUUUAGAUAUUUUUUGAAUGGCUAAGAGUCGGACUAUCGGUAUCAUAUUAUUUUCAUUUUAGUAUACUAUCCCACCCUUCCUUUUUAUAUGUGAUUCUUAUAGAUUUAGUAAGUUGGUUUUAAUUAUUAUUAUAGGCUUACUAUUUAUAACAGAAAUGCAUUUCUUAUUUUAAAUCUUAGCGUAAGAAACUUUUAUUUUUGCUUGAAAAUUUUCUUUUUUUUUUUUUUAAUGGAAAAUUUUAAUUUUAAUUGAAACCCAUAGUUAGUGUUUAUGCCUUAAGAGAGACAUUUUUAAAUAUUUUUGUGCGAUUAUUUAUUUUAGUAUAUCCCCCCCAAAGUCUAGUCUUUUUUAAUUUUUCAAAAAAUAGUAUCAGAGUAUUGUAAAUAAAUAAUUCUUAUUAGGUAAUAAAUAUAAGGUAUCUAUAAUAUGAAACCGUAUAGUCCAAUUCUAACAAUUAUUAAUCGAUUAAAUUUGAUUAAGAAUUUUUGUAAAUAAUAAAUAGUGCACAACCACGUCAUGAUUUUUUUUAAGGUAAACAGUAGCUCUUUAGGAUUUAUCGUAUUCGAUUAUUUUAGAUCUGGGGCUGUAACUAUAAAUAUGCUAUAGAGUAUUUUUCUUUGUUUUGUUACUGUUUUUUAAUGGUUAAGUAUUAGAGCGCUCUCUAGCGUCUGCCAGUUUAAAUUCAAUCCUGCUCUUCUUUUUUUUUUUUGGAUUUAAAUUGGGGUUUCACGACUGAAUCGGAGAGUGCAUUAAAAGAAAAAAAACGACUGAAAUAAAAUAAUAUCUACAAUUUACUUAAAUUGAAUAUUUAACUAUAUAAAUAAUAAUAAUAAUAGCUAAUUGUUGUUUUUUUUUUUUGUCAUUUUUUAAUUUACAUUUUAUUAAAUUUCUAUUUAUUGUAUCUAAGUUUAGUUUAGAAGACUUAAAAUCCGAUUUUAGCGUAAUUUAUUGUUAAUUACCUUCUAAAUAAAUAAAAAAAAGUAAUUGUAAUAGGCAAAAAUAAAAUAAUUUAAUAAAAAAAAAAUAAGAACGCGGACUAUGUGGUUGUGAUCUAUAUUAUAUAUUUAAAAUUUACCUAAAUAAAUACAUAGAUUCUUCUUAUUCUAAAUUAGAAAACGCAUAAAGUCAAUAAUUUUUAAGUUAGAAUUUUUAAUUCUAACAAAAUUUAUGUGUACGUUAUUAGUAAGCAAGUUAUUAAGGAAAUAAGAAUUAAAUGGGGGACGUCCGAUGUUUUGUCUGUUUGUGUGUCGUAGUUUUUCUUUUUUUUUAAGUUAAAUAUUCAAACAACUCUACACAAUUGUAACAAUUUGUCAUAAUUAUUAAUUUGAUUAGGUGGGGACUUGAGAAUGCUACUUUUGACGUUUAUUUUAAUAAAUUUGUGGAUUUUUGUAUUUAUUUAGUUUAUGAUAAUAUUCAAUGUCUAUCCAGACACAAUAUCUAGCUAUAGAAGACAAUUUCUAUAGUAUAUUUUUCUCUCUAGAUUUCAAGAAAAUUUGGCAACGUCAUACAAACAGUUUAUCAUGGGUAAUAUUGGCGCCAAAAUAUUUUCCCUAGUUUCAAGGAAAUGUAAAGUUGCACUGUCACAUGUGCGCCAUCAAAUUCAAGUUAAAAUUUUAUUUAGCAUUUACAAUAAGUACUUAAUUCUACUGAAAGAAGUCAAAAGAAAAUUACCUAGCGGAAAUACAAUGUUCCAAAAAAUCAGUGUCCUAUAAUGUUGAACACAAGAUGGCGGAAUUAAUAAAAGAUGAAUCCUAUAAGACAUUGUUUAACUUAUACUACAUUUGAGAAAGAGAGAGAGCGAUAAACCCUAAUCAAAGUUGGCUAAUUAGCUUAUGUUGACAUGAAUAUUUUUUUUACUGAUAAACAGCAGUAUUUCGUAUACUCUCCAAACAAAAAGUCGCAAAAUAGUUCAUCUUUCAACGCGCUUAUGUCAAAGACUGUAAUACCUACAAGAUUUUGUCCCAUUUAAAAGUUGUUAGGAAUUAAAUCCUCUACAACAUAUCAAAAAAUGGGCAAAAUACAUAGAGCCCAAAAACCCUAUGUGUUAGCCUUUGGAAAGUGCCCAAUUUCACGAAUUCAAAGAACGAAUGGAAUUUACUUACUUUCCAAAUACUCUAGAUUUAAAUGUAUUUUUUGAUUCAGUAUAUUUCUGUCGAAUUUGUCUUUUUCAAUUUAACCAUACCGAAUGAAAUAUUUCAAUUAAUAUUUACUGCGACGUCUAUGGAAGGAGCCUUCAAAAAUGAUUUGUUACUCUCUGUCUUUUUCAAAUGCCCUAUAGCCGAAAAUCUUCCAUAUGAAUCGUCAAACCAAUGUUAUACAUAAAUAUCUAUCACAUUUUGAUAAAACAUCAUUCGUUAACUUUCUAUAUAAUGGAGAAUUAAUAUCAUAGUUAGCUCUGUGAAAAUCAACAUUACACAGAAUCCUAUUUCUGACAUUCAUUGGGGAAACAGCAAUGCCAAUAGCCAUUAUCCAUUGAGUAAUGUCAUUCAUAUUUUUCCAGAUUUCAGAGAUGUAAUUUUACAAAGGGCUAAAAAAUUCCUAAAUAAGAGCUCAUUUCAAUAUCCAUUAUGUCCGAUUUUGUGUGUGAAAUCCUUGUACAACUGUCACAAUUUGUUAAAAUAAAGCCGUCAAAAGUCGAUUUUAGUCCCGAUCAAAUACUAUAUUAAUCCGAAAAUUAUUUGUUCAGUGUGACAAUCUUUUAAGCAAAACGGUUUGCACAUUAUAGUAUUGAACUGUUGAAAAAAAAAUAUAUAUCGUUUAUUAUAGGAAAUUCUGGUUGAAGUUAGACCAAAAAUAAAUUUGUGGGAAAGUAUUAAAAAAUUUAUUUCUUUCCGGCAAACAGGCCCGGAUAUUUUCCCCGUUCUCUUCUUUCUUAUGUGGUGGAGGGAUUGAAACCAAAAUUUGUUGUAAAUACUAUACAUGUUUAAAUAGAGAAUUACACGAGAAAUAUUAUAAGAUAUUAUAUGCACUUAUUGCUCACUUUACUCUUGCUCUAUCAAGUCUUUGAGUCUAGUUGAAAGUUGGGGCGUGUCACACUUUAAAGGAUAUUUUUGGGGCUAAGUUCUUUAAAAUGAAUUUAAUAGAAUAAAAUAAAACAGAACACACGAAUAUAUCAAUAUACAUUUAAUUAAAAAAAAUUAAAGAAAGCAUUUCACUUAAUAUUAAUUAAAGAAAGGAACUGUGUAUUCUAAUUUAUUAAUUUAAAAUAGUUAGAUUUUAGACUUAACUGAUUUGAGUGUACCUACUUUAUAAUUAAUUACAAAAUAGUUAUCAUUGACCUGUUAGUUAUAAAUAAAUUGGAUUAAAUUUAAACUAUAGUUAAAGGAAAAACUAAAAAUUAGACCAAAUCGACUGAUGUACAGAGAAUAUAACUAAGUUUUUAAAUUUAACGAUUGAAGAAACAAUACAAAAAUUAGGGCCUUCUUAUUAAAAAAAAAAGUAUUUAUAGUGCAAUUCCUCAUUAAUUAAUUAAUUAAUUUAAAGAAAAACUUAUAGCGAAAUAGUUGAUUGUUGUGUAUAAGUUUAAAAAAAACUAUUUUUAGAGAAUAUUGCCCUGACCUGACUCCAUUUUUUUUAAUUAAAAUUAAGAAUGCAAAGAUGGACUGUCUUAAAAUACCGUUAGUUUUUAAAGAAAUGCAUUUUUCUUCGUAUAAUUAUGUGGAGAAUUAAAUAAAAGCUCUACUCUUAAAAAAAAAUCUGCUGCUGUGUUUUAUUUCUAUAUUAUCUUCUAGUUUUACCCUAAAAAUAAUUUUUUUUAGAUAUAAGGGUGCUAGUUUCUAUCAUUUACGUCACCAAUAAAAUCAAAAUAGGAAUAAAUAAUGUAGUUCAUUAAGACUAUAGUAUAAUUUUAAGAGUAAGACUCAAAAAAACUACAAUGUGAUCGACCAGGUUUUCAUUAAAAUAAUAAUGAUAAUGAUAAUUUAAGCUUUAGAGGUAAUUUUAAAUUAAGGUUUUGUUUAAGACUUAGGCAUUUUUAGUGUCCGGGGAUUCACUUGUAAAGAAGGUGAUAUUUUGCGGACACUACAUUUCAUAGCCAAAAAAAAAAAUGUAAAUACCUUGUAAUACUUAGCUUGAAGUAAUGCAUAUCUUUAAAAUACAACCAUAUUUUAAGCAAAUCCUUGUAUUGCAGGGCAAAUUACUUAUUAAAAUAAUUAAUUUAGAGAACUAACAGUCUUUUGCUCAAAAAAAAACAAACGAUAUUUAAUUAAUUAAACUGUUAAUUGUGUUAAGAGAAGAUGAUGAUUAAUUAAUUUAAACGUAAAACUAUAUCUUGAAAUUGUGUAUAUUCAUAUAUGAGUGUGAACCGAGUUUAAAUGUUAAGUGUGUUGAAACUUGUUUUUAAGUCUAAUGGUACUUAUCAAAUAGUUAAUCGACAUUUAGGAAGUGUCUACUGUUCUGCAAGAAUAUUUUUUUAAUGGUUUCGCUAGUAUCAUAUAUUUCAUUAUAUUUUAUAGAAUUCAAAAAUCAUAGAGGGUCUAAAGACAGCAAAAACUUGCUCUCUAUGGUUUUUAUAGUCUUUUUCUUUGGAGACUUGACUUUAAAGAAUCUGAAGACCUUACAGAUCUAAAGGCUUUGAAGAUUCUAGAGCUGAAAUUUGAACUAGAGGAACAUCAAAAUCCUAAUCUUGACUCUACCAAUUAAAAAAAUAAACUACAGAUCAGGAGCGUAUUACUAUGACUUUGAUUCUUGACUAUUCUAGGCUUGAAGUUACAUUUUUUGACUUUCCAAGGAAUAAAAUUCAACUGGAGCAAUCUUUCAACUGGCUCUUCUAGAGACAAAGAUUCUUCUAUUAAGACUAAAGAAUCUAUUACAGUAGAAUCCCGUUUAUCCGAGCUCUAGAUUAAUCGAGCCAGUCUAAAGACCGAAAAAUCCUGAAUAUCCGAGGUUUGCACGUCCAUAAUCUGUAUUAACAGAAUGUUUUUUUAUGUAUUGACACCCCACUUACAGUCUUUACCUUUACAGGUAGAAGAAAGUGUAAAUACAAAAGUUGUACAGUAUUGGCUGAAUUUUUAGAAAGCAUGGUCAGAAACAAAAUUUGAAUGUCAGAAAUGUAAAAUUUUGCAUGCUUCCAGCUGUUUUCAAAUGGGAUGUCCUAUAUUUCAUUCUAUAUUCUUGAAGAGCACAAUGCCCCGAUUCCAAAAAUAUAUAGUUUGUCUAUAUUUGAUUGAACAGUCUCUCAUAUAUUCAGCUCCAAAAAUUGUACAGGUGAAAGCUAUAGGUAAAAUUUGAGGUACUUGGUUUCUCUGAUAGUAUUUUUAAAAUAAAUAGUAUUUACACCUUUCAUCUACUUGUAAAGAUGAAGGAAGUAGGUGGAGUGUCAAUAUAUAUAUAAAAAAACACCUUGUACUUGAAUAAUAACUUAUUAUAUAAAGUCAGAAUUUCUGAGAUUAUCCACUUUUUGUCAAUUUGCCAAUUGACAGGAUUUAGUAAUGUUACUUUACCAAACUAGUAAUAUAAUGUGACAAGUUAUUCAAGUGCAAACGAGUGAAUUGCUGCGGAACUUAUGGGUAGACCUCUGCGGGACGAGCGUAGCGAGUUCCGCAGCUAUCUAUUCAUCAAUAUGUUGUUUAAUUAUGAUACUAACCUGACUCACUCAAAUGUGAGUUAUUCUCGUUAGUUUAAAAACUACACGUUUCAGGUGAAUGUCUUACUUGAACAGUUCAACAGUAUAUUGGUGAAUAGAUGGCUGCGGAACUCUCUAUAUGACUAUAUGAUGAUAAUUAAUUCAAUGCAGUAGAUGUAAGUUUGUGGAUGAUCCAGUUUCUCGUUGACAAAUAAUUGAUUGUUCCUCUCUUGUUCGCAAUAUUUAUAUAUAAUAUUCACCAAGACUUGAAAAUAGUAUAUGACCAAUUGAAGGUAGAAAUAAGGCGCCAAUUCCAAAUCCUCACUGCUCACAAUACUAGAUAGAUAUUAAUUAAUAAUACAUACAAGAUUAACUAGCCAGGAUAAAGUGUGGUAGCUAAUUGACAUACAGACGAUAUUACUACAGACAAAAAACUACUGCAACAAAAAUUAAUUCUAGAUUCUUGAGACUCUGAAGCCUUAUAAUGGAAUGAGUAUGUGGAAACUUGUAGAACCAUAGAAAAACUAUUUAAUAAGUAGACACGGCCUUAAAUUAUUCGUGUUAAAUAAUAAUGAAUUAUUAUUAAUCUACGCAAGUGUUUUAUGAAGGUAAUAAUCUCUUUAUAUGACACUUUGUAUAAGUUAGUACAUUAUACAACAGUAUUGACUACUUUAUGGCAAAAAUAAUAGUUAUAUUAUACAUGUCCCUCCUGUUGACUUCCUCGAUCCCCAUUAAAAAAAAAAAUUCCCUGUUUGAUGACUGCACAAAACUGUAGAGAAAUUAGGAUUUUGGAGUUUAUAAUGAAAACGGGUUUGAAAAGUGUUCAUAGAAUAAUUAUUAGUGUAUUUAAAGUUUUGUGUAUUCAUUGAAAAAAAAAAAAUACAUCGAAAGAAACUAAGUUUUGAGUAUCAAAGUGUCGGACACAAUUUUCUUUUGACAUACCUACUUAUCCAAUCUGUCCUUCACUUUAUACAAAUCAAAUUAAAUUCCUCAAUGAAUCAUUUAAAGAUAAUUUUCUCUUGCUAUCUUUGAAUGAUGAUUUUAAGCUAAUUUAUUAAAUAAGUGUUGGGUUGUCUAAAAAAAUAAAUAUUCUAUAAAAUAUACUUAUUAGUAGGAGUAAAUUGUUAUAAUACAACACACGGAGACCUGGUUUUUAGCUAAAAAAAAUAAUAUUUAAUAAUCUAUUUUAAACAAGAAUUAAAUUAAUUGUAGUGCAUUUGUAUUUGGGAUUUAAUUAAUUAGUAGCAUAAUUAUAAUAGAGAUAGUAUUUGAAGUAUAUAAUAAUAAUAAUUAAUAAUUAAACUAAACCUAUAUUAUAGCCUGAUAUAAAAUUUAAAAAAAAAUGUCUAUUAGAUUUAAAAGGAAAAAAAAAAAAAUGAUGAGGAUACUUAAACGUAAAAAAAAGGUGUACCUUAAUAAUAAUUAUUUAUCAUUAUCGAUGAUAAUGAAAAUAUAAACUAUAAAAUCGUAUAUUGGGUCUCUGAUUUGUCAUCCCUUGAAUUCCUAAUAGUUGGGGAGCUGGCGUCGAAAACAUGCAAGAGUUUUCGGAAGGCUGAUAUUUUCAAAAUAGGUUGUACUUUAAUGGUAGAAUGCCUUUGCACAGUCAGCACUUACAGUUCCGGGACAGCUGGCGCUGGGACUCGCGCAAAGUUGUAAUUUUAAGAAGCAUCUCUAAACUGUUUUCUC